This is a messenger RNA of Cyprinus carpio (common carp), 3645 nucleotides long. Its product is annotated as inositol 1,4,5-triphosphate receptor associated 1-like. The record is from RefSeq and is a predicted model, not a curated record. Lineage: Eukaryota; Metazoa; Chordata; Actinopteri; Cypriniformes; Cyprinidae.
CAGAGUCGGAGGCUAUUACGAACACCUUAAAUGUAAACGAGGAAACGUGCAGGAGUCUAAAUAUAGUAGAGACUGGAUGUGCAGGAACUGAGCUAGAAAACAGCAGAGGACAAACAGAGAGUUCUGGGAAGUGCCACAAAUCAGAAAAUAGCAGCAGGACAGAGGCCUUAAAACUUCUGAACCAAGGGCAGCCUUCCAAGUCAGCGGACGUCUGGGAUAUUCAAGGAUUCAAUUCAUCAGGGGAGACCCAAGUAGAGGAUACUGGGAGUUGUCAAGAGGGAAGAGAGGAUUCAGAUUGCACUGGGUGGAGUCAAGAGGAAUCUGAGAGCAGUGGACAGAGUCAAGCAAGGACAGGGAACAGUGAAACUCAAGAGGAACCCAAAACAAGUGACUCAGAAACAUCAAAGAAUCCGAGUGUCCAAGGUGAAGAUCUAACUGACAUUCCAGGGGAUCCCUCUACUGUAUGUCAGUUCACACACUCACAGAGUGAGCAGACUUCACUAAAGGGAGCUCAUAGUUUUGUGACCGAGUCGGUCACUCGUUUUAUCUUCCCUCACACACGUUCUCGGCCCGCUCAUCCCCACCAUGCCCACCCUUCCUGAGGAAGAGGAAGAUUCCCCAGAGGAGCUCAACAGUACAUCCAGCUCGCCCUGCACAUACGCUCCAGUUGAAAGCAAGAUGGUGAAUGUAACCAUGACUCCACCAGCUAUUGUGCUUCCAAGACAAGUCAGCAAGCAAGAGCCAUGUCCACUUGAGAAAGCAAGACCACACAGCCCUAGGCCUCGUCUCUCCCGAAACUCUGCAUCUUCAUGUCCCAUGACGACAGUGGAUGAUGAUGGGCACGUGAUAGACCUGGUGAAGGAUCAGCUUCCUGAGCUGCAGUUAUCUGAAGAGGAUCGUCAGAAGAAUCUGGAGCUGCUCGAGGAGGCCAAGAAAGUCAGCGGUCACUUCCUGCAGCGCAGAGGCCGACGCUCCACCUGUAGCCUCACUGAAUCUCCAACAGCUCUCUCUCCGAACCCAACGCCAUGCUCCUCCCCCAGACCAUCCAGAAGCAGUUCCCUCUCCUCACCCCCACAGCUAGGUCCUGAGGUCACCUCAACUCCUCCAGCUAGCCCCUCCAUAGCUAAGCAUCUGGAGGUACCAUCUACCCAUGACCAAGGGGACCCCAGUAAACCAGAGCAGGAGACCUUCACAAGGCUAGUAGAUUGGAUGCCCAGUGACAAGCGAAAGGUAUCUUCAGGGACUUUAACACCACGUUAUGCCACCGCUGUACCAGCCAGAGAUCCUGCUGUGUUUCAGAAGGAGAAGCCAGACCAUCAUGCACCAGCGGACAAGGGGAAUAACUCUGAACAUGCGGCCCAGAAGAAGGAAGAGACUUCUGGCUGUGGCAUCAGUCAACCUCCAGCUACAGGGGUAGCCAAACCCGUCCCCAGGCCACCCACACAGCAAGCCCCGUGCACAGCCGAAAUCAAAACAAUAGGGGCCUUCCCUCCUCUGAUGAGAGCCGUCUCCUGGGACACGGUGGGCUCUAUGAACAUGAGGAAUGCAGCUCCCAAAGAGGAGGACAAUCUCUCUGAGCAAUCAAGGGAGUCUCUGUUUAAGUCCUCCGGGUACAAGGACUUCCCUGUGCCACCUGGGAAUGUUCAAAAACUGUCCAAAUUACGUGAGGAGCACAAACUGAUGCGUAACCAGAGCAUCUCCAGCUCAAAGCUUCCUGACCUGAAUGAAACGACCGAGCAGGAGCGAGGUCCAUCCUCUCCGCUCACCAGCUCUCCCAGUGAAGAGGAGGCCAAAGAGAAGCCUGGCUCUAUGCCCAACAUUUCAGACAUCAUGCUACGCAAACUCAAACUGCACAGAGGUCUACCUGGAAGCGCACCCCCGCUCUCAGAGAAGGAAGUUGAGAACGCUUUUGUGCAGCUUUCCCUGGCAUACCGCAAUGACAAUUACACGCUGGAGUCGCGGCUGAAACAGGCGGAAAGGGAGCGCAACCUGACUGAGGAAAACGCGGAGAAGGAACUGGAAGAGUUUAAAAGCGCUCUCAAGAACACUGUGUCACUGUGGCAGAACAUUGAGCAGCGGGAGUUUUACCAGCACCUCUUAGAAACGUUCGCCGUGUUGCACCGCCUGACCAACCGCCUCUCCAGCCGGGCUGAAAUGGUGGGAGCUGUGAGACAGGAGAAGAGAAUGAACAAGGCCACUGAGGUGAUGAUGCAGUAUGUGGAGAAUCUGAAGCGGACAUAUGAGAAGGACCAUGCUGAGCUGAUGGAGUUUAAGAAGCUUGCCAGCCAGAACUCCAGCCGCUGCUAUGCAGGAUCAGUGGACACUGGAGAGGAUGGUGUUCCACGUACAUCAAGAUCCAUGUCUGUGCAAUUGGGAAAGGCAUUGCCCAGACGAAGAGUCAGUGUGGCUGUAGUUCCCAAGUUUAAUCUACUGAACAUCCCCGGGCAGACGCCAGCCGCCGCUGGCCCUAAUGUUGCACCCGGUGCACUUCCUGUGGUGUGUGAGUCGAACACCAUUAAGAACGGCAGUUCCUCAGACCCUACACAACAAGAUGUGCCGGACAAAUCCAGUGGAAACCCUCUGACGGAGCAGGAAAGUGAAGCAACGCCAGCCAAAGUUGUCUGCAGUCCAGAGAAGAUUACAGAAGAGAUAAAAGCCAAGAUUGAAGAAGCAGCGUAUAACAAAGGAUACCAAGAAGGACUUAAGAGGUCUAAAGAACUUCAGGAGCUGAAGGAGGAGGAAGAGAAAGCAGAAGAGAAGCAGAAGGACUCCGAGGAGGAAACCAGAGGAAAUGGUGAUAAAGACAGGAAGACUAAUAGCAGGUUUGAAGAGUCAUUAGAGGUCCUUGACCGGAUAUUUCCAAAAUUCUUCCAACGAAAUCGAGUUCUUUGGAUCAUCCUCACUCUGUUUUUUGCUUCAUUCAUUCUUGUUAAUGUCAUAAGCUUCUUCAGCAACCGCUACAGCGAGAGCGGAGACACGUCUGCCAUCCCAGGCAAGAAGACGUUUUUCGGACUGAAUGUAGGGUCAAAGACCCCUGCCCCAGAAUGACUUUAUUCUCAUCCAUCACGGAGAGACAGAUUAACACAGCUCAUAUUGUUUCUACCAGUCUUUCACACUGCAUUUAGAAAAUAGCAGAACUACUUGUUAUUGUUUAGGGACCAAGUGUGCUUAAAUGAGAAAUCAGAUUUGCUUUGUAAACUAAAUUGAUAAGUUAUAUUACUUGAGGUUGGGAAAGUUGUGAUUUCUUGUUAUUGCAGAGAAACGUUUUCUGAGACUGUCACGGUUGAUAUGAUUAUACCACUCGAACCUUAUGAUUAAACUUCUCAGGUUUUGUGAAAUAUAUAUUUGAUAUAUUUAGUACAAUAUUUAAUACAAAAUUUGGUACAGUAUGUUUUAAAGUCUUUGCAGUUGUUUGUUGUUUAUUUGAAUUGACAUUCCAAGGUAGAUCCUAAAGUGCAAUAUUUUGCGACUGGUAGUUGACGGUUGUGUGGGGUUGUGCCUUCAGAGCACUGGUUUUAAUAGUUCAGAAUUUUUCACAAUUUUGAAGAGCACUUUUAACUAGCAUGAAAGAUCUCAUAUUUGCACAUGUGUGCUUGUGUUUACUGUUGUGCCACUUCACCUUGUAAUAAAGGUGUUUGAAAAUCA